Syngnathus typhle (broad-nosed pipefish) is the source of this 1845-nucleotide messenger RNA. RefSeq lists its product as uncharacterized. Bases 294 to 1670 code for a protein of 458 amino acids. The transcript is spliced from 5 exons. The record is from RefSeq and is a predicted model, not a curated record. Lineage: Eukaryota; Metazoa; Chordata; Actinopteri; Syngnathiformes; Syngnathidae.
GCGCACGCAAAGGCGGAAGUCAAGUUAUUAGUCUGAGGUCGCUUCCGGUUUCCCACAUUUGAGGUGUUUACAAACUGGCCACUUACUUAGCAAACGCUUCAUUUUGCAACCUUUUAACACGCACACACAUUCUGAACGCUGCCAAGAAGUUGAGGGCGAGGACGUCGCCUCGGGGCGUUUGUGAGGGACUUCACUGCGGCGGCUUUGACGUGUUAGCUCGUGGCUAACGUGAGCCAAGUGAUGGCCUCUGGGAUACUGCAAACUCUCUGACAAGUUUCCCAGUCGCUCUCGCGAUGACGAGCGAAGAAGCCAAGAGCACCGUGGCGGUCAACGAAGACGACGAGGCCGCCUCUGCUCCUCCAUCCGAGUCGAACGAGCACGAUUAUGCCGACACUGACUUCGCUGACGCCGCCGAACUUCCAGCGCGCGCCGGGGGUGAUGAGGAUGACGAAGAGGAGAAGAACCAGCUCCCAAAAGCACCGGUCCAUCGUGGACGUCGGCGGACCAAGGGCCAGGAGGACAAUAUGUGCUCCUGCUGCAAGGAUCAGUUUGAGCGGCAGGGCCGAGGUUUCAACAGGAGGGCCGUGUUCACCUUCACCACGCCGGAGGCCGCCCAGUGGGUCUUCCCCGACGCUGGCGCCAUCAGCAAAAAGUCGUUUGUGUGCGAAACAUGCGCGCAGGUUAUCAGGACCAAAUGCUGGCGCAAAAACAACGGCAAGAGGGUCUUGUGGCUCAAACCUGCCGUUGCUAAACAGGCGAGCAGCUGCCACAGGAAGAAAGGCCAGCGUAUGGGCAAGAAGAGCCGCGCGGCGCUGCUGGUGACCAAGUCGUGCUACCGCUCGGCCUUCCGCAUGCUUUGGUCAGCCAAGGGCGCCCGGAAGCCCAUGAUGGACUUCCUGAGCCGCGAACUGCGCGAGGAAAUGAAGACGCUGUCGCGCCACUCCGACAGCCCCUUCCACCAGAAGGUGUCCAGCAAGAAGCUGCUCUCCUUCUUCCCGUGGGCGCGCUGCCUCAGCUGGGCGCAGGAGCACGCGCCGCUGGUCACUACCUGCCUGCGCUCCCUCUUCCCCACCGUCAAUGCCCUCGUCAAGAGCAGGCACCAGCUGUCGGCGUCGGAGGCAGAGCUUCAGGUGCUGCGGCGCAGCGUGCUGACCCUGGCGGUGCCGCUGUUCACCAGGAACAUCUGGACCAACAACUUCCUGCAGGCGGCAUUGGGGGCCAAGUUGCGUCUGCAGGGCUGCUCCGGACCCGCCUUGGACACACUCAACAGCCUGGGUCUGUGCCAGAACAAGGACACUGUGCGCUUGCGCCUGCACCGGCUGCAUGGCGCCGCCGGUGUCAACAACAAGACGAAUGGAGGACAGAGUCACGGUCACAUGAUUGACAUGGAGGAAGAUGAUGUCGAGGAAGAUGAAGAAGAUGAAGAAGAAGAAGAAGAGGAGGACGACGAUGACCAGGAGGAGGAGGCAGAAGAAGAACGGGUGCAAGUGGAGCUGGAGAAGAGGAAGCAGAAGAAGAAGCGGAGGCGGGAGCGAGAGGAAGAGGAGGAUGACGAGGAGGAGGUAGAAGAGCAAGAGGAGGAGGAGAGGAAGAGGAAGGUGGUGGUGGUGCGUCUGGGCCUGCUCAAGGGACACUCGGAGGUGGGACGGGCCGACCUGUCGGCCCCCUGAAGAAAAGCUCGUCAGCCCAUUGGAACAGGAACACAGGAAGUUUUAAAAGUGUCCCGUUCAAACAAAAAUUAAACUGGAGAUGAGGAACUCUGAAUUUCUUCAGAUUAGAUGAUACAACAAAGGACGCAUAAGAUCAACCCUGUAAAUAGCAAAAAUUAAAAUCAUUUCAACACUU